Messenger RNA from Mercurialis annua (annual mercury), 794 nucleotides. RefSeq names its product calcium-binding protein KIC. The coding region runs from base 240 to 608 and encodes 122 amino acids. The transcript has a single exon. The record is from RefSeq and is a predicted model, not a curated record. Lineage: Eukaryota; Viridiplantae; Streptophyta; Magnoliopsida; Malpighiales; Euphorbiaceae. Gene Ontology annotation, molecular function: calcium ion binding.
UUUAAAUAAAAACAAAAAAUAUUUAUACCCAUCCAAAUUAGCUUCUUGAUCUUCCCUAUAUGCCUAAAUUAUAUUCAGAUUCUGUAGAAAGUUAGUAACUGCCCAGAUAAUUUUGGACCAUGCAAGUCCAAAUUAGUAUUUUAUUGUCGUUAGGCUAUCAAAUUCCUCUAUAUAUACGUGACACAAAUUAAGUCCUAUAAACCAUAAAACUUUAAGUUCUUUUUGUUUGUCAAUUUGAGAUGGAGAAUAGAAGUAAAACAGCGACGAGCAGCGUGUACGAAGAUUUGUUACCUGUGAUGGCGGAGAAGCUCGAUGUGGAUUCGUUUGUUUCGGAACUAUGCGGCGGGUUUCGGCUUCUGGCGGAUCCUGAGAAAGGGUUGAUCACGUCGGAGUCUUUGAGGAGAAAUUCGGCACUUCUGGGGAUGGAGGGGAUGAGCAAAGACGAGGCUGAGGCGAUGGUACAGGAAGGUGAUCUUGAUGGUGAUGGAGUACUUAAUCAAACCGAGUUUUGUAUUCUGAUGGUUAGACUCAGCCCUGGAAUAAUGAAUAAUGCUGAAGCUUGGCUUCAGAAGGCACUUGAUCAUGAGUUCAGGAAUUUGUCACCUUGAUUUUUUUUGUAUUUUCACUUAUUUGAUAAACCCUUGUUUCUACUUGGCUUCAGAAGGCACUUGAUCAUAUAAGUUCAGGAAUUUGUCACCUUAAAUUUUUUUGUAUUUCUACUUAUUUGAUAAAUCCUUGUCUCUUCUUGAUGAAUAUUUUUCAAUGAUGAUGAUCUCUAUGAUUGUAUUGAUAAA